GGUGUUUCUUGAUUGAGAGGAGCGAGUGCACUGCUGUGUGUAUGCAUAACUUACCUAGGGAGCGAUCAAUUUCCAACCUUACCACGCUUACCCACUAGGUCACUAAAGCCUUUUUCUACUACUGUACGUCCUUACUGCACGAGUACCGACCAUCCAAAAAAACUCAUUGGAAUCUUCGAAAAAGCCAUUCGUACAACAGGACUCCCCCUUCACACCGACCACACCGUCCACACCGUCUCAAGGGCGAAGAGGAGUUCAAAACAUCUUCACGCUUCACAAUUCUCACUCCCGUCUCCUUCACUUGUUGUCACUACCACCGUGAAGGGAAGCAGGAUACUCUUUCUGAUAUUCCUUCCAGUCCAUUCAGCCCCCAAACCCCCUGACUUGACCUUACUCAUCUCACCGAUAUUUGGAUUCUACAAAGUAUUACACAUUACAGAUUAUGGAUGACAAAAGCCACACAUUCGAAUAAGGAAAAGAGAACGACGACACCCAGAUUCAAGGAGAGACGAAGAAAGAAAGAAAGGGUCCUGUGAAACAUCCGAAAGGGGGAGGAGAGGAAGGUUAACUUUGGUCACUGGACUUUAUCGAAUCAAUCUUCAGUCACGGAUUUCAGUGAGAGCAAGCAAGCAAAACUUGUGUCAGACAAGGAAUUGGGCUUGCAUGAGUGAAGUCAAAUCAAAUCGCAAUCGCUCAAUCCUUCCUCAUAUUAUCAACUUCAAUAUUCCUUUUCUCGUGCUCGAAAUUCCGGAGAUCACGGCGAUCAUUUUGAUCCAAAAGCCAUUAAAUCCAAGCGCAUUUAGACGUUCUAGCCCCGAGUCUCUAGGACGAAACCCUCAAAUUAUCUUCAGGGCCUUCUGGAUCUUGCAAACGUUGACUGGGCUCCAAUUUCAUUCUAGGAGUAAUCUCCAGUAUUUUCACAGCAUUCCCGAACAUAAGCACCAAUCUUUACUGCAUCACCCCCUAGCAGCUUGUAUCUUUUAG
Botrytis sinoallii is the source of this 984-nucleotide messenger RNA. RefSeq lists its product as uncharacterized. The record is from RefSeq and is a predicted model, not a curated record. Bases 664 to 984 code for a protein of 106 amino acids. The transcript is spliced from 2 exons. NCBI's taxonomy places the organism in Eukaryota, Fungi, Ascomycota, Leotiomycetes, Helotiales, Sclerotiniaceae.